This is a messenger RNA of Acanthoscelides obtectus, 1881 nucleotides long. The record is from the annotation of a GenBank genome assembly. NCBI's taxonomy places the organism in Eukaryota, Metazoa, Arthropoda, Insecta, Coleoptera, Chrysomelidae.
AUGAUCCACCGCGAAGUAGCCGAUGGUCUAGAGCGUCUUUGGAACGUAAGAGUAAACUGCAUAUGGGAAGCCGAUGAAAGUAGUCGCCAUGGAGAGGUUUAUAUAUUCGACCAUGUAUUUAAGCAGGAAUGUACAAAUUCAGAUGUAUAUGGAUCUGUAGUAAAACCUUUAGUCGAUUCCUUCAUGGAAGGUUUCAAUGCCACAAUAUUUGCAUAUGGCCAAACAUCUUCUGGCAAAACACACACCAUUUUGGGCAAUAAAACAGAUCCUGGGCUUUUCCAAUUAGUAUCCAAUCAGUUAUUCCAGCAUGUGGCAGACCAGGUUGAUAAGAGGUACUUGAUUAGAUGCAGUUAUAUUGAAAUCUACAAUGAAAAGAUCAAUGACCUCCUGGAUAAGAGCAAUCAGGGUUUAACUAUAAGAGAAGAUAUCAAAGGAAAUGUGCUGCUUGAUGCAAGGGAAGCUGUCGUAGACAAUGUUGAUAAAGUUAUGGAGAACAUGAUGCAGGGCAAUAAGAUCAGACGAGUUGCAGCUACUCGCAUGAAUGAGAGGUCAUCUCGAUCACACACGAUUUUCCGGAUUAUUCUGGAGUCGAAAGAUGCCAAUCAGAAAGAUGGACCUGUACAUAUAAGCUACCUUAACUUAAUGGACUUAGCUGGUUCUGAGAGAGUUUCUCUGACGAAAGCUGCUGGUGAGCGUCUUAAAGAGGGGGCUAACAUAAACAAAUCUUUGUCAGUAUUAGGAAAUGUGAUAAGGCAACUAAGCGAGGGGAAGGAGUUUAUCAGUUAUCGCGAUUCGAAAUUGACUAGACUGCUCUCACAGGCUCUUGGCGAUGUAUAUGGAUCUGUAGUAAAACCUUUAGUCGAUUCCUUCAUGGAAGGUUUCAAUGCCACAAUAUUUGCAUAUGGCCAAACAUCUUCUGGCAAAACACACACCAUUUUGGGCAAUAAAACAGAUCCUGGGCUUUUCCAAUUAGUAUCCAAUCAGUUAUUCCAGCAUGUGGCAGACCAGGUUGAUAAGAGGUACUUGAUUAGAUGCAGUUAUAUUGAAAUCUACAAUGAAAAGAUCAAUGACCUCCUGGAUAAGAGCAAUCAGGGUUUAACUAUAAGAGAAGAUAUCAAAGGAAAUGUGCUGCUUGAUGCAAGGGAAGCUGUCGUAGACAAUGUUGAUAAAGUUAUGGAGAACAUGAUGCAGGGCAAUAAGAUCAGACGAGUUGCAGCUACUCGCAUGAAUGAGAGGUCAUCUCGAUCACACACGAUUUUCCGGAUUAUUCUGGAGUCGAAAGAUGCCAAUCAGAAAGAUGGACCUGUACAUAUAAGCUACCUUAACUUAAUGGACUUAGCUGGUUCUGAGAGAGUUUCUCUGACGAAAGCUGCUGGUGAGCGUCUUAAAGAGGGGGCUAACAUAAACAAAUCUUUGUCAGUAUUAGGAAAUGUGAUAAGGCAACUAAGCGAGGGGAAGGAGUUUAUCAGUUAUCGCGAUUCGAAAUUGACUAGACUGCUCUCACAGGCUCUUGGCGGUAAUGCCAAAUCAUUGAUUAUCGGGAAUGUUACUUUAGCUGCAGAGGAGGAGACUAGAUCUACACCAGAAUUCGCCCAAAGCACUAAAACUGUCAAAAAUAAAACGAAAGUAAACAUCUUGUCAGCUACAGAAGAGACACUUCAAGGAUAUCAGAACUUGACUCGCGAUCUCGAAACUCGGCUCAAAAAGCAGGCAAUUAAGCUAAAAGAGAUGGAAAAGCAAACAAGAGUAUCUGCUCGAGAUAGAAAGACUAAAAACGGAAGUAUCUAUUGUCGGGCGCUUUCAAAUGGGAGCCUCGGCAUCAACACCGAAAAAAACAUUAAGACGUCAUACUUUUGGACACUAUGGCAACGUAUCACCUAA